UCAAAGAAUGUUCUUCUCUCUUGGGUCUCAGGACUUGCAGAACACGCUCGCGCUGGUGCAGAGCAUCACUGACUUCAGCUCUGCUUUCCAAGCUGUGGGUGACUCUGCCUGCUUUAACCCCUCCUUGAAGGGCAAGCUGCUGGAGAUCCUGACGGAGUUGCUGAAGAAGUAUUACUUGGGCACCCCUGUAUCCCCAGUGCCCCUCAAGGUGGUUCUGGCCCUGGAGCAGUUGAGCAAGCUGAAGCCCUCUUUAGGAACCAAGGACAUGUGUGACAUGCUGAGUCUGUGCUGCAAGAAUGUUGUGUUGCACCCUUCAGCAGAGAUGAUGCUGAAGAUCAGGAAGUCACAGCAAGCAGCUCAGUACCUGCAGCUUCUGCAAACAUCACUGAAAGCUCUGGGCCGGCUCAUGGUGGUCCUGCUCGAGACAGAGACCAGUGGCUUCUUCCAGAACAUAGUCCAUAGAUCAAUGACGUCAGACAACAUGUGGGAGCGCAAGAGGGCCCUGCAGAUCUGCUCCCAGCUGCUGGCUGCUUGUGAAGAGCUUCGAAGAGGAGAUGCCUGCAAGCACUUUGGCUCCUUGGUGGGAUUGCUGGCGCCUCUGACGUGUGACCCCAUGCCCACAUCCCGCCAGCUGGCUGUCACCUGUCUGAGCUCCCUUCUCCGAAUCCAAGCCAAGGCGACCAAUGGAGUCAUCAAGAUGGGUGACAUCGGGAGCCUGUGUGAGGGGCUGAAUGACCACAGCACCGUCUGUCAGCUCCAGACCUCUUCCAAAAUUGCGCGGAUUGUGUACAGGAACUUCCCCCUGGAAGACACCAUCGACUUCAUGAUGGCCAUCAAGGAUGCCUUCCGGAAGGCCAAAGGAAUGCGUGUGCGUGCCGCUGGGAGGUGGAUGAUCACCUUUCUGCAGAUGUACGGAAAGGACAUCUGUCAGGACGUGCUACAGAAGCACAACCAGAGCGCAGAGCCUGGCUGGUGUGAAAUUUAG
Molecule: messenger RNA, 985 nt
Organism: Gallus gallus (chicken)
Lineage: Eukaryota; Metazoa; Chordata; Aves; Galliformes; Phasianidae
Product: maestro heat-like repeat-containing protein family member 2B
Exons: 9
Coding region: 8-985 (325 amino acids)
Cellular component (GO): cytoplasm
Source: RefSeq, a predicted model, not a curated record